AACCCAGGUUCAUCAACACCAUGGCACACUAGAAUCCUCGUCGCUCGUCGCUGGUCAGGUAGCUGCUGCUGAUAAUCCCUCUGCUAUGAGCAUCUAAUCCAUGGCUUCCACUGCUACUCACUCUCUCUACUUCCAUCCUAAGGUUUCACUUAGGUCACAAUCUGAACCUCGCGGCGGUCUUCUAUCCUUCUCAAAUGCUGCUUCCACGGCUUCGUUUUCUUCUACUCCUAGUAGAGUAAGAAGAGCAAGCUGUUCCAGGUCUAGGAGGAGUCUUCUUGUGAAGGCUGUCAGCGGCGGCUCUCAGAGGUCGUCCAAUGGCCGGAGAGCUUACCGGCAGUCUCAGGGAGACAGUGCGUUUUCUAACGCUCCUGUCCAAGUCCAGCAGAUUGCGUCGUCUAUUGUGCCUGCCGGCGCGUUUGUUGUGUUUACUUUCGUUUUGUGGAAAUUGGUGGAGAAAAUGAUGAUGCCAAAGCCGAAAAAGCAACCAUUGGUGGAAAAGAAGUCUCCCUCUACGGGAAUGAAUUGGUCUUUUGCUGCCGGAACUAAUUUAUUUCCUGGUCUCACUGCAAAGGUUGACAGAGAGUCUAAGCAGAAGCUCAAUGAAUUUGCCAAAGAACUUAGGUCGUUUGGCGCUGUUGACAUGUCAGGGUGUAACUUUGGAGAUGAAGGGCUAUUUUUUCUUGCUGAGAGCUUAGCAUACAAUCAGACUUUAGUGGAGGUGAGUUUUGCUGCAAAUGGAAUAACCGCAGAAGGAGUAAAAGCCUUUGAUCGAGUUCUUCAAUCAAACAUUGCAUUGAAGACACUUAACUUAUCUGGAAACCCUAUUGGAGAUGAGGGAGCUAAGAGUCUGUGCGUCAUAUUAGGAGAUAAUGCCGGUAUUGAAAAGCUCCAGCUGAACAGUACUGACUUGGGUGAUGAGGGUGCAAAAGCUAUUGCAGAUUUGUUGAAAAUAAAUUCAAAUAUUCGUGUGAUCGAACUUAACAACAACAUGAUCGACUAUUCUGGAUUUACAAGUCUGGCUGGAGCGUUUUUGGAGAAUGCAACUUUACGAAGUAUAUAUCUAAACGGCAAUUAUGGUGGUGCUUUGGGGGCUAAUGCUUUGGCUAAAGGACUUGAGGGGAACAAAUCUUUACGGGAACUUCACUUGCAAGGAAAUUCUAUUGGUGAUGAAGGAGUUCGUGUCUUGAUGUCAGGCUUAUCUUCAAGUAAAGCUAAACUUACCCAUCUAGACAUUGGAAACAACUCAAUCAGUGCGAAGGGAGCCUUUCAUGUUGCUGAAUAUCUUAAGAGAAGCAAGAGCUUGUUCUGGAUGAAUAUGUACAUGAAUGACAUAGGCGAUGAGGGUGCAGAAAAAAUUGCGGAUGCCCUAAAGCAGAACCGGAGUCUGGCAAAUAUAGACCUAGGUGGAAAUAACAUACAUGCCAAGGGUUUCAGUGAAAUAGCUAAAGUUUUGAAGGAUAACUCUAUCAUCACAACAUUGGAAGCUGGUUAUAAUCCUAUUGGACCUGACGGAGCCAAGGAUUUAUCGGAAGUUCUUAAGUUUAAUGGAAAUAUCAAAGUAUUGAAGCUUGGUUGGUGCCAGAUAGGAGCAAAAGGAGCAGAGAACAUCGCAGACACUUUAAAAUACAAUAACACCAUAUCCAUUCUAGACUUGCGAGGAAAUGGACUCAGAGAUGAAGGUGCAAUCUGCCUGGCUCGGAGCUUGAAAGUGGUCAAUGAAGUUCUCACUGAACUUGACUUAGGAUUCAAUGAAAUAAGAGAUGAUGGAGCUUUUGCUAUUGCUCAAGCACUCAAGGCUAACGAAGAUGUUAAGAUUACCUCUUUAAAUCUUGCAAAUAACUUCCUUACAAAAUUUGGACAGAGUGCUCUAUCUGAUGCAAGAGACCACGUAUACGAGAUGAAUGAGAAGGAAGUGAACAUUGUUUUCUAGAAGUGAAGAGCUGAAUUAGGGAUACAGGAAAAUAGCGUCUCAAAUGUUAAUGACAGGAGUAGCUAGUUCUUCUCCCUCCCCCCUACCCACACACGGCAAGUAUAGGUAAGAACUCAAACAGCAAAUUGUUUUUGAGCCAUAGCCAUUAAAUUAAGUUGAGCACUUGAGAAUUUUGAGAGAUCAUAUAGUUAGCUUCACCACUUUACAGUUUUAAGUCCUUGGAAGCAUUUUCCUGAAAUUUUUGUCUGAAUUUAGAUACAAGCUUUCUUGUUUUUGAUCAGUCUAUUGAUAGUAAUUGGUUGGCAAAA
Molecule: messenger RNA, 2238 nt
Organism: Mercurialis annua (annual mercury)
Lineage: Eukaryota; Viridiplantae; Streptophyta; Magnoliopsida; Malpighiales; Euphorbiaceae
Exons: 18
Coding region: 101-1930 (609 amino acids)
Biological process (GO): nucleocytoplasmic transport; activation of GTPase activity
Cellular component (GO): nucleus; cytosol; perinuclear region of cytoplasm
Molecular function (GO): GTPase activator activity; small GTPase binding
Source: RefSeq, a predicted model, not a curated record